CCGACGCAGCGCAUGCGUUUCUACAUAUCGCGUUAUAUCACCUCCCGCCGAACACAUUCUAUUUAUUUUUUUCCGCCACACAGAUUUUGUUUUAACAUAUAAUGAUAAUCUGCAUUUGAAAGGACAGUUGUAACGAUUUAAAAAGUGUUGUUUACUUUGUUUUGCUCCAGGCGAUCUAUUCUCUUACGAGAGAACACAAAGGAUUGCGAUGGUUACGUGAAAUGGUGGGAAUGCGUUGGGCGUCGUGGUUGCACCUACUAGUGGUGCUGCAAGUGCAGAUGCAGGCGUUAGCGGAACGCGCCGUACCUACCGCUUGCGACGAGGAUGUGUGCCGCUGCGACUCGUUCACUAGACUGAUAUGUCACUGUUCUGAACACGUUAAGGAAAUGACACUGAGGCCUGAAGGAUCGUAUCGAGUACCCUCCACGGCUACAGCUAUUAUUAUAGAAAAUUGUGAACGGGUAAUAUUUCUAACGGAAACAGCACGUAAGCUAACUCAAUUGAGAUCAGUGCAAUUGAGGAAUAUUAGCAACGUGGUCAUUAGUGAGCGCGCCCUCGCUUGGUCGCCAUUCUCCAUCGACAACGAGAUGAAUCCAGGAUUAAGAAUAGAAAUCAGUAAUAGUACGGUUUAUGAAAUAUCUUCUCACGCGAUUCAAGGGCGCGUGAACGAUAUACUAAUCAGCGACAGCAAUAUACUCAGCCUGCGCCCCUUCGCCUUUUCUAGUCUCACUGGAGUUAAAAAUAUUCAUCUUACCAAUAACAUAUACCACAAUGUAGAAAUACAAGCGUUCAAGAAAUUCACAACAUCAAAUUUCUUACUGCGCGGAGGUACCGCCAGAACUUUACCCAGCCGAUUUUUAUCAGACGUGGAAGUUACUAAUUUUUUUAGAAUUGAAGGAGUGACGAUCGAUCUAUUGUCGAGUUUAACGUUUCUUGUCAGUUUACCAAAGAGAGUAUUAAUAGAAAAUAAUAUAAUACAUACAUUAAAUGCAGACAGUUUUCAUAUAAGUACGAGGGGACCUGUUACAAUUAGAAACAAUAGUGUCACAACGAUUGGAAAAGGUGCAUUUCUUGGUUUUACAGUAGAUAGAGAAAUAAUAGCUGCAAUGGGUCGCCAGGAACUUUUGAUAGACAACAAUACUAUGACCACGAUAACGCCUGCCUCGCUUGCAUACAAUCAGUCGACGCUAACACUUCGUAUCGAUGGUUUAAACCUGAACGAGACAUGUACAUGCGAAUUAGCAGAAGUGUGGCGUGAAAUGUUAAAUGCGCAAGGAGCAAUCAUCAAUUGCUGGUACGAAUUGGAAGGGCACUACAUUUCCAUCCCGACGUUCAUCGACAGUCGGUGUGGUGCUUUUAAGCAAACGUUUUGGAUUUUUGUAGUAGUGGGUAUUGUGCUCGUGAUAGUGAUAGCUGGAAUUGUGAUAUUUUUUAUUGUGAAAAGGGAAAAUGAAAAGAAGAAAAAGAUACAAAUAGUGAUGCCAGAUGGGAAGACUUACAGAGAGACUGAAUUCCACGUAGUUCUAGAAAGAGCUGAGCUUCUCACGACUAAUUUAUGAACAUUCAACGCGAAUUCUCAAAAAUUGGUGGAUCUGGAAGCACCGAUAUUGACAAUGUCGAAUCAGUCAUAUAGGCCGAAUGGUCCUGCAUUUUUAGGGAAAAUUUUGCGGGGACAAUAUUGUGAAUCGCUACCUCAAUUCGGGAUGUGAAGAGUAAAAUGUGCCAAGUAUAUUUUUAUGUCUAUCAGUAUUAUGCUAAAUGUUUAGUUAUGAUACGUUAUUCCAUUGUUUCUAUUUAAAUUACUGAUUAAAUUAUAAUGAUAAAUAA
Pararge aegeria (speckled wood butterfly) is the source of this 1827-nucleotide messenger RNA. RefSeq lists its product as uncharacterized. NCBI's taxonomy places the organism in Eukaryota, Metazoa, Arthropoda, Insecta, Lepidoptera, Nymphalidae. The coding region runs from base 222 to 1559 and encodes 445 amino acids. The record is from RefSeq and is a predicted model, not a curated record. The transcript has 3 exons.